AUGUUUGGUGCUUUCAGAGCUUCGUUGACGAACCACGGAGGUUACUUGUGGAAGUCUGCUCCCAGAUUGUCCAGUCCGCAGAAAAGCAGAUUGAGACAGCGGAUGAAAACGGUGGACGCAAACAUCGAGGCCAUCUACCAGUCAUUACCCAAAGACCAUAAUGGGCUUACCAGCUACAGAAAAGUCGAUUACUUGAAGUUUAAAUUUCCUAAAGAGAACGAGAUGUCUGCCAAGGACAAGUAUACGACCUUUGACAAGAAGGCCAAGGACUAUAGAAAGUUGGUGUUUAAGGUCCCCAAGUGGACCAAGAAGUCUUUCAGAGAGAACCCCAUGCACCAUUAA
Molecule: messenger RNA, 342 nt
Organism: Yamadazyma tenuis ATCC 10573
Lineage: Eukaryota; Fungi; Ascomycota; Pichiomycetes; Serinales; Debaryomycetaceae
Product: mitochondrial 54S ribosomal protein mL60
Cellular component (GO): mitochondrial large ribosomal subunit
Molecular function (GO): structural constituent of ribosome
Source: RefSeq, a predicted model, not a curated record